Messenger RNA from Coccidioides immitis RS, 3034 nucleotides. Its product is annotated as DNA mismatch repair protein Msh1. The record is from RefSeq and is a predicted model, not a curated record. Gene Ontology annotation, cellular component: nucleus. Gene Ontology annotation, biological process: mismatch repair. The coding region runs from base 35 to 3034 and encodes 999 amino acids. NCBI's taxonomy places the organism in Eukaryota, Fungi, Ascomycota, Eurotiomycetes, Onygenales, Onygenaceae. The transcript is spliced from 3 exons. Gene Ontology annotation, molecular function: ATP binding; ATP-dependent DNA damage sensor activity; mismatched DNA binding.
GGAUUUCACCCGCUCACACCAGCGUUUUCAGGGGAUGAUGAGGGCUAUCGUGCGCAAUGCCCGAACGUUGAGAGUGCCGCCUUUCCGGCAUUCCCCUACUAGCACCUUUUGCGCCUUGUCCGGACACGAAGUGUUUAGCCGAAGUGUCAUCCGCCAGUCAUCAUGCCGAGGGGCGAAGACGAAAGCCUCCAUAAAGCUCAAGGACCUCGCUCAGGGUCGCCUGGGAUCACUUGAGCCCCCGUUGACAGCGACGAAUGACUCUCCUCAAUACCCUUCCGUCAUUCAGGGCGCGAAAAAUAAUAUGCUGAAGUUCAAAAACUGUGUUUUGUUGACACGUGUGGGAGGCUUCUAUGAGCUAUAUUUGGAGCAAGCAGAAGAGUUUGCGCCUCUCCUUAACCUGAAACUUGCAUGCAAGAAGACAAGCGGAGGGUCUGUGCCAAUGGCCGGAUUUCCUUUUUACCAACUUGACCGUUUCCUCAAAAUUCUAGUUCAGGAUCUGCAAAAGUACGUCGCAAUAAGUGAGGAAUUUACAAACAACAUAACAGAAAAGGCCAAGUCAGGUGGCUUGAUGUUUGACCGGAAGGUCGCCAGAAUUGUAACCCCUGGGACUCUUAUUGAUGAAAAAUUCAUGGAUCAUUAUGAGAACAACUUUCUUCUUGCUUUAUAUGUCAACACUAGUGAUAUGCAGAAGGAGACAAAAGCUAUGGCAAGACCUUCCCCCGACCAGCUCUUCAGCUCAAGCCAUUCCCACCCUGUUGGCCUGUCAUGGCUGGAUCUGUCGACAGGCGACUUUUUCACUCAGUAUACAACCCGGCUGAUGCUACCAUCGGCGCUCUCCAGGAUUGGCGCCAAAGAGAUAAUACUUGACGAACGACUCAAUGAUUCCCUCAAGCAAGAAAUGCAAAAUUUAGUAGGGCAGGAUCAUCGUCUUCUUACAUGCUUCCGCUCACAAGAUAUUAAACCCAUGUCCGACUGGAGUGAAUGCUUUGAAACUCCAAUUCCACGUGAAUUGGCGGCAACCUUCACUGUGGAAGAAACAGCAGCUUGUCAUAUACUCUUGGAAUAUGUUCAGGUUCAGAUGCAAGGGGUGGGAGUGAAGCUACAGGCACCGCGUCGCAAGCAUCUAGAGGAGACAAUGGCUAUCGAUCGAAACAGCCUUAAAGGGCUCGAAAUACUAGAAACUGCUCGCGAUGGGUUAGGAAAAGGGAGCCUUUUACACGCCGUCCGAAGAACGUCAACCAAGAGUGGCGCUCGGCUCCUCAGAGAUAGGUUAACUUCGCCUUCGGCGUCCUUGCCGGUUAUUAACGAGCGUUUGGAUCUUGUAUCCGAAUUUAUUGAAGACAUCGAGUUGGAAGAAAGUAUUACUAGCCUUUUGAAACGAAGUUAUGACGCUCAAAGGCUCGUGCAAAAAUUUUCGUUAGGGAGGGCAGACGCAGAUGAUAUCUUAUGCUUAUCAAGGGCUAUCGAUGCAUCAAGCCGAAUAAGGUCUGUCAUACUGGAACGGUUGGAAAAUAAUAAGCAGGCGGAAAAAGUGGGUUCCACGCCUCGCAGAACCCUGUACUCAAUGGUCGAGCGGCUUACCAUGCAUGGCCCGGAAGCCCUAUCAAAACGAAUACUACAGACUAUUGACGAGGAGGCUUUGUUACGGAAGCAGCGCAUGGAGGAAGAGGAUGCCGCAGAUGCGGCAGCUCUUGCUCACGAAGUUAUUGCAAACGAGGGCUCACCUGAGGAUCUAGAAUCUAUGCCCAAGAGGGUCAAGUCCCAGAGAACAGGCAAGUCCAAGGAUCUAAGUGAUUCAGAAGCUGAUGAACAAAAUUCUUGGAUUAUGCAGCGUGAUGCAAGUGUCACCUUGCAAAGGCUACACAAGUCUUUAGAGUCACUAUAUGCGGAGAAGGCAUCGUUAACGGAUAGAUUGCGUAAGGACUCAAAAACAGCUAGCUUAUGUCUAAAAUGGACUCCUGGUUUAGGUCACAUCGUGCAUAUGAAAGGCUCAAAGGCCAUGGCACAAUCUCUUGAUGUUCUUGGAGUUCAUCGCACCGUUUCAUCUUCAAAAUCGACGCGCUCAUUCCAUUUGCCGUCUUGGACGAAGCUUGGUGCUCGGAUCGAUGAAAUGAAGCUACAAAUUCGUUCUGAGGAGCAGCGAAUUUUCAAAAGCUUGCGAGAGGAUGUCAUUCGCAACCUAGUCAAAUUGCGCCGGAACGCGGCAGUCUUAGACGAGCUCGACGUGGCAUGCUCGUUCGCUUCAUUAGCUCGAGAACAGCGGCUGACUCGACCAAUUUUGAAUAUGGGGUAUUCCCAUAAAAUUAUUGGGGGACGACACCCUACCGUUAAGCUUGGACUCGAAGAGAAAGGGAGGCCAUUUGUGAACAACGACUGUUUCAUAGGCGGACAGGAGAGGAUAUGGCUCAUUACGGGUCCAAAUAUGGCCGGGAAAAGCACAUUUUUACGGCAAAAUGCAUUGAUAACUAUUCUCGCUCAAGUCGGCUCCUUUGUACCUGCUGAAUAUGCAGAACUUGGGAUGGUUGACCAGAUCUUUAGUCGUAUUGGUGCUGCUGACGACCUCUUUCGUGAUCAGUCCACCUUUAUGGUUGAAAUGCUUGAGACUGCUGCGAUUCUAAAACAUGCUUCGCGACGGUCAUUUGUGAUAAUGGAUGAAGUGGGUCGAGGAACAGCACCCGAAGACGGCAUCGCCAUAGGAUUUGCAUGCCUCCAACAUUUGCAUGAUGUAAGCAAGUGCCGCACGCUGUUCGCAACGCACUUCCAUUCUUUGGCGGAGAUGACUUCUAAUUUUGGAAAUUUGGGCCGCUAUUGCACGAGCAUCGUUGAGGACACGGAUGGAUCAUUUUCAUUCAUCCAUAAGCUGCAACGAGGCGUGAACCGGAACUCCCAUGCUCUCAAGGUUGCCCGCCUUGCCGGUGUGCCGCAGAGUGUUAUAGAUGUAGCGGAGGCAGUAUUGAACGACAUAUCGCUGAUGUCGUCACAACCAGAGGCUAGAGAACGCGAAAGGAGCGCAAUAGUGUCGGUCAAAUCAUGA